AUAGCAGUAAAGCUGUAGUCAACAAUGGCCAAAGAAACAUUCCCCAUAGAACUAAUAGUAGAAAUUCUGUCAUGGCUUCCCGUGAAGCCUUUGAUCCGAUUCAGGUGUGUUUCCAAGACUUGGAAAUCCCUAAUCUCCCAUCCAAUCAUGGUUAAAUUGCACCUCCAAAGGUCGUCCAAAAACCCCCACGUCCUAUUAACAUUUGAGGACAACAACAGGAACAACGAUAACUGUUAUUCCUUCGCUGCAACCUGCUCUAUACGUCGUUUACUUGAGAAUCCAUCAUCCACUGUUGACGAUGGUUGCUACCAAUUCAACGACAAGAAUCACUUUGUCGUUGGUGUCUGUAAUGGCUUGGUUUGCUUGCUUAAUUCUCUUGAUAGGGAUGACUAUGAGGAAUACUGGGUCCGAUUUUGGAACCCGGCCACAAGGACUAUGUCCGAAGAUUCGCCACGCUUAAGUCUCCAUUGGCGCAAAUAUAAAACUGGGCGGAAUGAUUGGGUCUGUGGGUAUCCAAGGUGUGGGUUUGGCUACGACGGUUUAAGUGACACUUACAAGGUGGUGAUAAUCCUUUCGAAUGUUAAACUACAGAGAACAGAAGUGAGAGUUCACAGCGUGGGUGAUACUCGUUGGAGAAAGACUUUAACUUGUCCUGUUUUCCCGUUUAUGGAACAACUUGAUGGAAAGUUUGUGGGUGGCACUGUUAACUGGUUAGCACUCCAUAUGUCGAGUUCUUAUUAUCGAUGGGAAGAUGUUAAUGUUAAUGAGAUUGUGAUUUUUUCGUAUGAUCUAAAGACCCAGACAUACAAAUAUUUGUUGUUGCCUGAUGGUCUUGCAAGAGGUUGCUUGGGGUGACACAAUCCACCACUAUUAUAUCGAAAUAUGAUGGCUUCUGUUAACUUUCAUAUAACACGGCAAUCACUUCCAAGAUAUCUUAUUUAAGAUGAGACUUGAAGACAAUGCCAAACAGAGACACAGACAGAUCUGAAGGGAGCAAACACGGCCCGAGU
Molecule: messenger RNA, 1010 nt
Organism: Glycine soja
Lineage: Eukaryota; Viridiplantae; Streptophyta; Magnoliopsida; Fabales; Fabaceae
Product: F-box/kelch-repeat protein At3g23880-like
Exons: 1
Coding region: 25-855 (276 amino acids)
Molecular function (GO): protein binding
Source: RefSeq, a predicted model, not a curated record